UUCCUAGCGCGGCAGAGCGUGAUCUACGCUUGUAAACGGACCAUGGUGUUGUUAUAUCUCUGAGUGACAAGCUAGCAUCCGAAAACGGCGGCGGACAGACGCGUUUGCGAACUGCUAUCUGUUGUCCUGCUCCGGCGGGGAGAUAGAACCGAGGAUGGGCUCCAGAAUCAGGGAAAGUCCAGACUCCACUUUUGAGAUGUAUUUGGAGGUAGCGUAUCCAGGCACGAACAGUCCUGGGCCGGAGGUGAGAAGGCAGUUCCCUGAAGACUACACAGACAAGGAAACUCUUCAAACUGUUCCGAAGUUCUGCUUUCCCUUCAACAUGGAAAGCCUCACAGUCAGUCAGGUUGGACAAAACUUCACAUUUGUGUUGACUGACAUUGAAAGCAAACAGAGAUUUGGCUUCUGUCGUCUGUCAUCAGGCGCACACACAUGUUACUGCAUUCUCAGCUACCUGCCCUGGUUUGAAGUCUUCUAUAAGCUGCUUAAUAUCCUUGCAGAUUACACCAUCAAAGGCCAGGAAAGUCAAUGGCAGGAGCUUCUGGUAUCACUGCAUGAGCUCCCUAUUCCUGAGCCUGGCGUCCCUGUUCAUCUUGGCAUCCAUUCCUUCUUCACUGUGCCUGACACAGGGGAACUCCCCAGCAUACCUGAGAAUAGAAAUCUAACCGAGUACUUUGUAGCAGUAGAUGUCAAUAACAUGCUUCAUCUGUACGCUAGUAUGCUUUAUGAACGUCGAAUCCUGAUCUGCUGUAGCAAACUAAGCACUUUAACAGCUUGCGUCCAUGGGUCUGCAGCCAUGCUGUAUCCAAUGCACUGGCAACAUGUUUACAUUCCUGUCCUUCCUCAACACUUACUGGACUACUGCUGUGCCCCAAUGCCCUACCUCAUUGGAGUGCAUUCCAGCCUAAUGGAGAAAGUCCGAGUAAUGGCUCUGGAUGAUGUGGUGGUCCUGAAUGUGGAUACAAACACCAUAGAGACGCCGCAUGACGACCUUCAAAACCUGCCUAAUGAUGUGGUUUCAUCUUUGAAGAAUCGUUUGAAGAAGGUUUCCACAACAACAGGGGAUGGUGUGGCUCGAGCCUUUCUCAGGAGUCAGGUGGCUCUGUUCGGCAGUUACAGAAAUGCCCUGCAGAUCGAAUCGGGAGAGCCAAUAACGUUUAAUGAGGACACCUUUGUGAGCCAUCGUUCCAGUGCCAUGAAACAGUUCCUUCAGAAUGCCAUUCAGCUGCAGCUCUUCAAGCAGUUCAUUGAUGGGCGUUUAGACCUUUUGAACUCAGGGGAAGGUUUUAAUGACAUAUUUGAGGAUGAAAUCAACAUGGGUGAAUAUGCAGGCAGUGAUAAAACCUACCACCAGUGGCUGUUCACUGUUAAGAAAGGAGGUGGAGCUAUCUUCAACACAGUGAAGACUAAGGCAAACCCAGCCAUGAAGACGGUUUACAAGUUUGCUAAAGACCAUGCCAAAAUGCGUAUUAAGGAAGUCAAGAGCCGACUAAAGCAAAAGGAGCAGGCAGAGAACGGCUUUUCCACAGGCAGCUCAGCCGUCAUCGAUGACAGCGCAGCAGGGUUUACCUCAAUGGGUGCAGGUGGAAGUGGGGGACCGCUGCGCACCUGGGACGACCACCGGCCGAUCACUGUGCACUUUGGUCAAGCGCGACCCCCUAUGUUGCUGAAGAGACCAAGCAGCAAUUUGAGUCUGGAAAGCAGUACUGAACAUUCUAUCCGUCCUACUCGUCACUACACAGUCUUUCUCUCUGAGGAUUCGUCGGGAGACGAGCACCAGUAUGACAAUGAUUCCAUCUCUGGGUGUCCUGACAGCUUCCUCUUCUCCGUCCCUUUUGAAUGGUCACCUUUGCCACAGCCGUAUCAUUCCUUGAAGGAGGUUGAGUUAAUCGAAGGGGUCGAUCCUACCUUUGGGACAGAGUGUCAUACUGCGCCUCCCAGUCCUGUCACAGAGAAGUUCUCCAAUGUCAACCUCCUUGGUGACAUCUUCGGCUGCCAGGACGAGCCUGAGAAUCAGCCAAUUACCUUGGCUAAAAGUCUUGAGGACCUGAGGACCCCCAAAGCCUCAGACGAACUGCAGGCCAAGUUUACCUACCAGAGGAUGGAUCUAAGCCUUGGGGAACACUCGCGAACACUUCCAGGCCUCAAGCUCUCCAACCCCUACAAUAAACUGUGGAGCGUAAAGCAAGACGAGGCACCACUGCCCGUUUGUGCCCCCCCCGCCUGUGACAGACUGACUGACAGACAACCUUCUGUCCAACUUCCUAUAUACACAGAGUUCCACUCACCAAACCACGAAGGCUCCAGCCUAGCCACCGACUCUCUGGAGCUGUCCACCCCCAACAACAUCACCAUCCCACGUCCCCACGGACGAAAGACCCCUGAGCUUGGUACUGUCCUAGCGCCCCCUGUGGUCACGUCACGCUCUAAACCUGCAGGGACGGGUGAAGGAAGGACUUCAACAGGGGCACAAGAAUUUAGGCAAGCGCUGGGUAUGACCUCAGAUGGAGACCUGCUCAAGCCUUCCAAGGUUGCAGAGGACAGUAUAGACCUGCUGAGCCUUCUAGACCCCCUCAAGAGCUCAGCACAGAUCAGUUCCAAGUCACUAACUGACGGGCUAGAUGCUGGUACGUCAUCUAGCUGCAAACCUGCACUGCCACCCAUGUCUUACCCACAGGCUUUGCCUCCUUUCGCUGCCCAUCCUCAUGUAUCACUCAAUCCUUUUGCCCAGUCUCUGCAGCACACCUCCCCUCAAAUGCAUUACUCUCCGACCGUAAGUGGGAAUCCCUUCAGCGCAGUGUACGGAGCACCACAAGCCUAUUUACACACUGCGCCCCAGCCACAGUCCUUUUCGGCGAUAGCAGGUCUCUAUAGGCAGCAGUCUCCGGGCAGCUCGCCUCUGCCACCGCCGGCCCUCACCACCACCGUCACCCUCGUGCCUCAUUCGUCUGCCAGCAGUUACACUCUUUCCACUCUGGCGGAUUCCAUAUCUGGCACAGGUACAGCACUGGAAAAGCCCCGUUUUGCUGACAGAGAAAACCAGAAGACUCAGGAUCCUUUUGGGGAUCUGCUGACUAUGGUCAAGCCAGCUACACCCCAAAAAAAGAAGGUGGAGGACCUUCGAAGGAGGUGGGAAACCUUUGACUAAGACCUGUGAGCGACACUAAGCCGCCCUUCUUUGUAUUGCAGUUACUGACACAUUAGCUUAAAUACAAUUUCUUCUGCUUACACAACUCGCUAAAAGUAUAAGAUAUCAAAGACCUGCUGAUAAAAUCAACUUGUUUCCUGCUGCUGUGAGCUGAAUGUGAAUCUGAACUGUUGUCACCUUGCUACUACAGGUCACUGUGUGACCACAGGACAAGAAAGGAGCAGUGAACAAAAACCAUAAACCACAGAUCGGUGUUGCUAUUUGUAUACGCUACAGUAGCAACAAGCCUCUCUUUAAGUAGUUGAUGAGCGUAGAGUAGGAUGUAGCAGGAACCUGUAGCUUAUGAACAGGUUGAACUGUACAAAGGCAUUCGUCUGUUGUUGCUGCUGCAGAAUCGUGUCAAGUUGCCACAAAACAAAUGGCCGUCCAAGCUGUGGCCGUGUCAAACGUGCCCAUCUGGUGAUUCGAUAUAGUCACCAGACAGUGUAUUUUGUUGGAUCUGCUACAUAUGUAAAAGUCAAGGCCCAGUUUGAUCUGUUACUGAAACCUGACUGGCAGGUUGGUGUUCCCACACAUUUGACUCUAAUUGGGAUUGAAUGAAUGUGCCACUGAAUCUUCUUCUAGGACCUUCACUGUUACAUUACUACACUAGGUGGAAGAAUCAUUAAUGAGCACUUGCUGUUUGCUCACAAAACUAAUAUUAAGCCUAACUCAUUACAAUAAUCCUCUCAGCACAGUUGGUGUAGCUGCACUUUAAACAAUGAACCAGCUCCUUUUGGUAAUGUUGGUGCUCUAUAUAGCAGCAAAUUAAGUAAUUGUUGCAACAGGGACACCAAAUAGUGAAAUUAAAGUGAAAUUAAACCGCUUACAAUUGUAGUCAAUAUUUCCUUUUAGUCCUGUGUGUACUCAAUAGAAAAUCACAGAGACAGCUUCAAGAUGCCAACAAUUUACAGCUUGUCUCUAUUCACUAGCGAAGCCAGCACCUCUCUGUAGUGUAAUGUUCAGUAUAGAUCUUUAUAGAUUUGUGACUUUAGAGGAUACGAAGUAUAUCACAUUCAGUGUACAGUGUAUGUCAUCUACAAUAAGCCUGUACAUUAAGCAAUAGCUUGUCUGCUGUGGUUGAUUAACAUCCUACUGGUCGUGUGCUGCUGUAGCUACAGAGUGGUUGGUGGUACAGUGGUGGUUGGUAUCAGUCACUCAGUUCACACAUGGAUGUUUUCAGUAGCUUCAUGCACAGUGUUUAUUUCCUUCAAGAUGAAUCCCGUCUACGACUUCUCUCACUGACCUAUGAAAUGUGUUGCCUCCUACUGUUUUUAAAAGAGACGUUUUAAGAGGUCUCCAGCAGACUGUGAUGCCCCAGUGAAUAAUUAUAAACAUAUCUAUUAAAUAUGAGGGGGCUUUGAAACACUUUAUUGUACACUUUGUUGUUUUAAAAGAUCUAGUUGCUUCUUUUGCUGCUGAUGGAUGCAUUUCCUUUUGUUUGUUUUGCCUCAGUCCAGUAUUAUAUUGUGUUUGAUGGUGAUGUCUAAUGCGUUUCAGGUUUUCCCAGUUUUUCUAGCACUACUUAUUUGAGCUGUCAGACAUUGCGUAGCUGUCACUUCCUGUUAGCCUUUACAUCUUUCCAGGGGAUCCUGGUGCAUUUAUAUGUAUCCAAUGCCAAAAAGUCCUACUUGCUUCAAAGUGCUGUACAGUGUUAGUUGCAGUUCUGAGUAAACACUAUAUUUAUUCUAAGACUGAUUAAUUAAGAGUGGUGACUAGUAACUAAAGAUACUAGAUUGACAUUUUAAUAAUGUCAGCUUUACUUUCACAAUGCAGGACGUCAUGUCCUGCUAUGUUGUUGUACCAACAGUUAAUCUGUCUGUUGGUUAACAGCCACAUAUCUUAUUCCAUGUUCAUACCUGAAAUUACAAGUUAAAUGAUUUCUGCCAGAGAAUCUCUGGUUAAUUUAUCUUUAUAGAAGCCUUUUUUUUCACUAACCCCAUGAUUCUCUGACUUUUUAGCACAACCAAAUGAUCCCUUGUAUAAGACAAUUAUUAAAAUUAAACUCUGAAACACUGUG
This is a messenger RNA of Betta splendens (Siamese fighting fish), 5207 nucleotides long. It is a transcript of the gene dennd1a, whose product is annotated as DENN/MADD domain containing 1A. Bases 155 to 3148 code for a protein of 997 amino acids. The transcript has 23 exons. NCBI's taxonomy places the organism in Eukaryota, Metazoa, Chordata, Actinopteri, Anabantiformes, Osphronemidae. Gene Ontology annotation, biological process: endocytic recycling; endocytosis. Gene Ontology annotation, molecular function: guanyl-nucleotide exchange factor activity; phosphatidylinositol phosphate binding. Gene Ontology annotation, cellular component: clathrin-coated vesicle; cytosol. The record is from RefSeq and is a predicted model, not a curated record.